AUGCCGAAGAAGAUGGGAGUGAACAGCAAAGCCGAAGAGGCUAGAGCUCGGAAAAACGCAACAGAAACCGAGAAAAAAAAUCGAGAGGCUCGCGAGAAAGAAGACCAGUACUGGCGCGAAGCCGAGGGGUCGAAGUCACGCGCCACCAAGAAACGAGAGGAGGAAUUGGAGAAAAAAGCUGAAGCAGCCGCUCGUAAAGCCGAGGCGCGCCGAUUAGCUGAGCAGGAAGAGAAGGAGCUGGAGAAGGCUAUGAAGAAGCCGGAUAAGAAGGCGAAUAGGGUUUCGAUUCCGGUGAAGGUGACGGAGGCGGAGUUGAGGAAGAAAAAGGAGGAGGAACAAGCGGAGAUGGCUAAGAAAGCGGAUGAGACGAAGAGGAGAAAGGAUAGGACUGCGGCGGAGGAGGAGUAUGAGAGGAUGGUGCUGGUUUCGAAUACGAACAGGGAUGAUUCGAUUAUUGAAGCCAGGAAUGUUGAGGAAGCCAUUGCGCAGAUGUCUGUUGCUGAUAAUUUGCCUGCUGAUCGGCAUCCUGAGAGGAGGCUUAAGGCCGCGUUUAAGGCUUUUGAAGAAGCUGAGCUCCCCAAGCUCAAGGAGGAGAAACCGGGCCUUACCCAUACACAAUACAAGGACAUGAUAUGGAAGCUAUGGAAGAAAUCUCCAGACAAUCCUCUUAACCAGACUAGUGAGUGA
Dovyalis caffra is the source of this 687-nucleotide messenger RNA. The record is from the annotation of a GenBank genome assembly. Lineage: Eukaryota; Viridiplantae; Streptophyta; Magnoliopsida; Malpighiales; Salicaceae.